AUGUUCAUACGCCCUGGCUUUGUGGUGGUCAUUGUGGGGAUCACGCUGACAAGCUUGUCGACUAUUGUCGUGGCUAUGAGGUACUACUGCCGCUGGUAUCGAAUGGGCAUCAUUGGCGCGACCGACCACCUUAUGAUGGUCGCUCUGAUACUCACAUGGGGCAACACGGUCGUGAACUACUACCAAGAUGAGACGAGCCGCAAAUUCCGCCCUAGCUACUUCCGCCGUCCAGACAAACGCCCACAAUUCGAAACCGCGCUUAGAGGCACUCUCAUCACUUGGUACGUCUACCGCCUGACGUACGGCGUAGCUCUGUGCUUCGUCAAGCUCUCGAUCCUCUUCUUCUACCGCGCCAUCGCAUCCCACCGCGCCUUCCGCCGCAUGGUUUAUUAUACCAUUGGCUUUGUCGUCCUGUACACUGUCGGCUCGACGAUUGCCGCUGCUUUCCAGUGCGAAAACCCGGCGCACUCGUGGGACACGUCGGGAUAUCUUGCGCAAUUUGACGGCAAUCCGAAAACGAAGAAGCCACACUUUAAGUGCUACGAUCCGACCAAGCUGUGGGUUUUUACGGCGGCGAUAAAUCUAUUCACUGAUGUGCUUAUCUUGCUGCUGCCGAUUCCAACACUGCUCGGCCUGAGGGUACCCAUGACCAAGCGGCUAGCGCUCAUCGGUAUCUUCUCCGUAGGCAUCAUGGCCAUCGUCGCGUCCUGCGUCCGCAUGUGGGUCAUGGCCCUGUGGUCCGAGUCCCCGCAAAACUCAGCCCGCUUCGGCGCCGACCUGCUCCUCUGGGGCCAAGUGGAAACCAACAGCGGCAUCAUCAGCGCCUCCGUCCCCUUCCUACGUCUCUUCUUCCGGCGCAAUGACCGUCGCGAGCCAGAGAAAGGGGUUGCUCCUGCGCCUAGGAAAGAAAUCAGUCCGCCAAAGCCGGUACACACGGACAACAAGCCAUUGCAGAUUGAUAGCAUGGCGUUCUUUGGCCCGGGGGAGGAUGGUGAGGAUACGGGCCCGAAUGGGAGUCCGGGGUGGAAGCCUUUUAUUACGGUGCCAGCGAGCUUGAGUAGUAGGGGGAGCGGGAUGUUGGAGCCGACGAAUGCGCAUACUACGGUUUAA
This is a messenger RNA of Trematosphaeria pertusa, 1110 nucleotides long. RefSeq lists its product as uncharacterized. The record is from RefSeq and is a predicted model, not a curated record. Bases 1 to 1110 code for a protein of 369 amino acids. NCBI's taxonomy places the organism in Eukaryota, Fungi, Ascomycota, Dothideomycetes, Pleosporales, Trematosphaeriaceae. The transcript has 4 exons.